This is a messenger RNA of Staurois parvus, 334 nucleotides long. The record is from the annotation of a GenBank genome assembly. NCBI's taxonomy places the organism in Eukaryota, Metazoa, Chordata, Amphibia, Anura, Ranidae.
UGAUUUUGCAUUUCCGGGCGGGAGAGAACUAUAAAAAAAACAAUACAGUUCUCUCCCCUGUCAGCUCCUGCACACUGCUAUGCAUGGCUUUGCAUAGCAGAGACAUGCAAAGCAGUGUGCUUACAGUGAAGCGCACCCACACAGCUUACAGUAAAACCACACACAGUUAACCCUUUGAUCUCCCUAGAUGUUUACCCCUUCCUGCCCAGUGUCAUUAGUACAGCAUCAGUGCUUUUUAUUAGCACUGAUCACUGUAUUGGUGUCACUGAGGAUGUCAGUGACACCAAGUCAGUUCCCCCCCAGUGUCAGAAUGCCUGCCGCAGUCCCACUCUAA